AUGUUUUCCAAGUUCAAAUCGUUAUUCAGUGGCAAUAAUAACGGAAACACCAAUAAUUCAUCACCAUUAUCAUCGAGCUUGGAUAAAGUGACCUAUCGGUGGAUUUGUAACAUGUGUGUUGGUGUGAUUGAAUCAAACACGGUCCGAUACGUUAAUUACAAUGAGAAACAAUUCGAUCUUUGUGAAGCAUGUUUUAACAAGUGCUACGAUCAUGUCUUGAAAAAGAAGAAGAAACACAAUUCCCAAAUGGAUGAUGAAAAUGAAUUUGAACAAAUCAUUGAACAAGAUUUAGAAUUCAUCAUCCCAGAGACAGGCCAUUAUUUCGAUAUGAAAAAGAAAACCGAAUCCGAUCGAGUCAAUAAGACCAUGUUUAGAUCCUUUAUUGAAAAUAGUUUGAAACCAUGUUUUGGUUUACUGAAUUCUUCCACUGACAAGUAUAUUUGGAUGAGAUAUGAACAAGUGUUUCACUUGGUUUGCUGUAUCGCUUUAGGACUAGAACACGUUCUACAAGUACCAAAGAAAUACAGCAACUCAUUGAGUACGACGGAACGAUGUUUUGUGUCAAUUUGUGGAAAAAACAAUUUGGAUUGGUACUUGUGCGACUAUGCAUGUUUAUUUAAAUGUAUUGUAUUAGCUCCAAUUCAUUUUGCUCAAACUUUUGAUGAGAUGAAACAUAUUGUAGAAUUGACAGAGAGCCAAGCUAUCAUUUGUACUCCAGAGUUUGUGGAUCGAUUUAUUGAAAUUGCAAAAAAACACACCAAAUCUGUGAAAUAUAUUAUUGUGAUGGAUGAAAAAUCAAGUCAUGAAAACGAGAUUGACCAAUUUCGACAAACUUUGAAGGAUGAAACCUCUCCUACGUUCAUGUCAUUCCACUCUCUGAUGUCAUUGAAAAGGGUGAAAAAGAAUAGAUAUCCUAAAUACUUUACAGAUCAUGAAACCAUUUUGACAUGCCCAGCAAAUACCAAGUACAAUAUCAACAAACUUUGGAUCGAUCUAGAACAUGAGGAUUUUAUUUUAAAUACUUUGAAUAGCCCCGACGAUUUAUUGACAUUGGUCUUUACAAGUGGUAGUACAGGUCAACCAAAAGGAGUCAUGGUCAAAGAUUCAUCACUGAAAAGAGAACUUGAUGGUUUUCGAACAGAAGUACCAAGAGUUUUAUUUUCCUUUUGUCCUUUAGCCCACAUGUCUGACCGCAAACAUGUCAUGAUGGGACUAUGUGAUGGAGCAAGAAUAGGAAUCUUCAACAGAGAAUUUUCUCACAUCUUUGAAGAUAUUCAAUUGUGUCGACCAACUGUAAUUGCCUCAACACCACGUAUAUACAAUGUACUGUAUGACGAAUUUAAAAAGUGUGUCGAGUUGGAAACCUCAAAACUCUAUCUCACUCGUGACGAUUCUGUAAAAAGUGAAACACAAGUGAGAGAACAAAUUAAGGCUGAUUUCAGAAAAAUGCUUGGAGGAAGAAUACAAACUAUUAUUAUUGGAGGAGCAUCGAGUAGUCGUGAAGUGAGAGAGUUUUUAUCGGAGUGCUUCAAAUGUUUUGUCAGUGAUGGAAUGGGAUCUUCAGAAGCUGGAGGCAUCAUGAAUGAUGGUCGAGUGCAUCAAUCAGUCAAUUACAAAUUAGUAGAUGUACCUGAUAUGAAUUAUUCCAUUAGAGACAAACCUUAUCCGAGAGGAGAACUCUGUGUGAAAACAGAAACCAUGUUCGCAGGAUAUUUCAAAAAUGAAGAUUUGACCAAUCUUGCACUUGAUGAAGAUGGAUGGCUUCACACGGGUGACAUUGUUGAAGAGCUAGGUCCAAAACAUUUGAGAAUUAUUGAUCGACUCAAAAACAUUUUCAAAAUGGCACAAGGUGAAUUUGUAUCACCGGCAAAAAUCGAAGAUGUUCUCAUUGCAUCCAAGUACAUUUUUCAAGCAUUUGUAUAUGGAAAUAUCAAGAGAAGUUUCUUACUUGCUGUGAUAGUUCCCAAUGCAACACUUAUUAAGAAAUUUGCCAUCUCUGAAGGAAUUUUACCAUCCAUGGCCUCGAAUGAUCCAAUUCAAAAUAGUAGCAACCAUGAAAUGCAAGAUGAAACCAAUACUGACACCAAUAUUGCUCCUCUCACUGAAGACGAAAAGAAUAUUCUCAAAUCCAAUGAAAAGAUUAAGAAACUACUUUUAGAGGAAAUUGAAAAGGUUUCAAUGAAGGAAUCGCUACUACCAUAUGAAAUUCCAAAGGAUAUCUUGAUUGAUUUUGAACCAUUCCAUCCUGAGAAACUAUUGACUUCUUCCAUGAAAGUGAAAAGAUAUGAAUGUGAAAAACAUUAUUUCAAUCAAUUAGAGGAACUUUAUGAGAAAAUUGAUCCUACCGAAGACAAUGGUAAACCAAAAAUCAUUGACGAAAUUCGUGAGCUGCUAUUGGGUACCAGCACUGGAAGCGAAUCAAAGAAUGACCAAACUAGUAGUGGUAGUAGUAGUAAUAGUAACAACACUUUGAAAGCCAUUGACAGCUUGCAUGCUGUUAAAUUUUCAGGAAUUCUCAAAAACAAGUAUCAUAUGGAAGUUCCACUUUCACUCAUCUUUUCACAGAAAGAUCAAGAUGUCAAUGCUGUGAUUGAGAGAGUUUCAAAAUAUAUUAAUGAAAAAAACUCACCCUAUGGAUAUCAUGACAUGUUAACACAAGAAGGAUUAGAUUGGAAACAGCAAUUAUUAUUACCCAUUUCAAUGAUGAAAGAAAUUUCUCAAUUAACACAUUCCAAGACAGUACAAAUCAAACAUUUUCAAGAUUUGGAUAGAGACAUUCUAUUAACAGGAUGCACUGGAUUUUUAGGUGCAUUUAUUUUGAGAGAUUUAUUGGAACAAGUUGUAAAUUCCAAGAAAAAUAGUAAGGUGAAAAUAUUUUGCAUUGUGAGAAGAGAAGCGAGAAGCAGUGAAACAGCAGCAGAAGAUGUCAAUACCUCAUGGUUGGAUUCUAUUGAGAACAAUCCUCUAGUAUUUAAGAGAGUGAAGAAGACGAUGCAAGAAUUCAUGCUAUGGAAAGAUAUUUAUGAAGAACAUAUUAUCACCUUACAAGGUGAUAUUUCAAAGCCUCUAUUGGGUCUUUCAGAAACUCAAUUUACUAAUCUUGCUGCAAGAAUUGAAUUUAUUUAUCAUAAUGGAGCGUACGUGAACUCGGUCAUGUGUUAUUCACAGUUGUAUCCAUCGAAUGCUGGGUCGACCUUGGAAAUUCUUAAACUUGCUUUACUUUCUUCAAAUGGUCAUUCAUCCUUAACUCCAAUCAUUCUAGUUUCGACUGUUGGAGUAUUACAGAGCGGCCUUUCUUCGUUUGGAUUUCCUACCGAGAUGAAAGUAACCAAGGGAAAAGACGAGAUCAUUGAAGAUUUAACAGCUCAUGCAGAUCAUGUGUUGAAACAGCUAAAGCCUCAUUUAGAGCAUACAAACGGAUAUAACAGCACAAAGUUUAUUUCUGAGCAAUAUGUUCAACAAGCUCGACUUCUUGGUUAUCCAUCUUGUGUAUUUAGACCAGGAAUGAUUGGAUCAGAUUCUGAUCAUGGAAUUUCAAAUUUAACGGAUUGGGUCAAUAGACUUGUUCUUGGAUGCUUUGCCUUGCGAUGCUAUCCAAGCACAAGUAGAAGCUUAAACAUUAUCCCAGUUAAUAUUGUUUCGAAGGUCAUUGUUUACAUGAGCCAAUAUUCACACACAUAUUUUGAACCUGGGGAUAACGACAAUAUGAAAUAUCCAGUAUUUGAACUGGCCAACACUGAAAGUUACGUCAUGAAAUUCAGCGAUCUUUUGGAGAGUGCAGCAAAGGUUGAAUCAACAAGUCACAACCACACAAUGGGAAAGAUGGCAUGUGUUCCGUAUCCAAAAUGGAAACAGAAAUUAAUAGAGAUGAACAAUGGCAUGACUUCUGACGACAAUCUAUUAAGACUAGCGACUAUUUUCAAGUCAGAUUAUGAAUUUCCUUCCUCGGGAAAUCAACUUCAAAAUUAUCAUAUUCACAAAAUCAUUCAGGCCUUGUCAAAAACUGAUGACGAAAACUAUCGAAAGCUGGUUCCUUACAGACAACUAGAUUUGGCUUAUUUCGAAAAGCAGGCCUCCUAUUUGGUGGCACAUUUUUCACAUAGAAAUUUACCUAACAACAAUUAA
Naegleria lovaniensis is the source of this 4125-nucleotide messenger RNA. RefSeq lists its product as uncharacterized. Gene Ontology annotation, cellular component: endoplasmic reticulum; membrane. NCBI's taxonomy places the organism in Eukaryota, Heterolobosea, Eutetramitea, Acrasida, Naegleriidae. The transcript has 2 exons. Gene Ontology annotation, biological process: long-chain fatty acid metabolic process. The coding region runs from base 1 to 4125 and encodes 1374 amino acids. Gene Ontology annotation, molecular function: long-chain fatty acid-CoA ligase activity. The record is from RefSeq and is a predicted model, not a curated record.